Messenger RNA from Racocetra persica, 132 nucleotides. The record is from the annotation of a GenBank genome assembly. NCBI's taxonomy places the organism in Eukaryota, Fungi, Glomeromycota, Glomeromycetes, Diversisporales, Gigasporaceae.
CAUGAAAACUCACAAACCAACAUGAUUUCGUUAAAAGUUAAUUCUAUACAAAACGUCCAAACACCUUUAACUCCACAGACACAUAAUCCAACUUACCAUGUAAUUGCUAUGUCUUCUCAACUUAAUGCCUAA